Molecule: messenger RNA, 1454 nt
Organism: Daktulosphaira vitifoliae (grape phylloxera)
Lineage: Eukaryota; Metazoa; Arthropoda; Insecta; Hemiptera; Phylloxeridae
Product: V-type proton ATPase subunit d
Exons: 3
Coding region: 144-1199 (351 amino acids)
Biological process (GO): vacuolar acidification; proton transmembrane transport; vacuolar transport
Cellular component (GO): vacuolar proton-transporting V-type ATPase complex; lysosomal membrane; proton-transporting V-type ATPase, V0 domain
Molecular function (GO): proton-transporting ATPase activity, rotational mechanism
Source: RefSeq, a predicted model, not a curated record
UUGCAAUUGUAUGAUAAAAAUUAAGGUGUGUACUAUUUUGUACUUGUAUAGAUCAUUUUUUAUUUUAAUUUCUUCCUUAACAAUAAAACUUCUUGGUCUGUAUUUAUCCUCAGUAUUAAACUAAUAAUUAAACAAUUAACAUAAUGGUGGACACUGGAUGCUUCUUUAAUAUUGAUGGAGGAUACUUAGAAGGUUUAUGCCGUGGUUUCAAAUGUGGCAUAUUGAAACAUGCUGAUUAUCUUAAUCUUGAGCAAUGCGAGACUUUGGAUGAUUUAAAAUUGCACUUACAAUCAACUGAUUAUGGUCAAUUCUUAGCUAAUGAACCCAGUCCAUUGGCUGUAUCUGUAAUUGAUGAUAAAUUACGAGAAAAACUUGUUAUAGAAUUUCAACAUAUGAGAAAUCAUGCUGUAGAACCCCUCAGUACAUUUCUAGAUUAUAUCACUUACAGUUAUAUGAUUGAUAAUAUUAUACUUCUUAUAACUGGUACUUUACAUCAGCGUCCAAUUACAGAACUUAUUCCAAAAUGUCAUCCUUUGGGUAGCUUUGAACAAAUGGAAGCUAUUCAUGUAGCUGGUAACCCAGCUGAACUUUAUAAUGCUGUUCUUGUAGAUACUCCAUUGGCUCCAUUCUUUGUUGAUUGUAUAAGUGAACAGGAUCUUGAUGAAAUGAAUAUUGAAAUUAUUCGUAAUACAUUGUACAAGGCUUACUUAGAAUCUUUUUAUGACUUUUGCAAGAAGUUAGGAGGAAUAACUGCUGAUACUAUGUGUGAAAUAUUAUCUUUUGAAGCAGAUAGAAGAGCUAUUAAUAUAACUAUAAAUUCUUUUGGUACAGAGUUAACAAAAGAUGAUCGAGCCAAAUUAUACCCGAGAUGUGGUAAACUUAACCCAGAUGGUCUAGCAGCUUUAGCUAGAGCUGAUGAUUAUGAUCAAGUGAAAGCUGUUGCUGAAUAUUUUGCCGAAUAUAGUGCUUUGUUUGAUGGAGCUGGUACUAAUCCUGGAGAGAAAACUCUUGAAGAUCGUUUCUUUGAGUAUGAAGUUAAACUAAACGUCAAUGCAUUCAUGCGUCAAUUCCAUUAUGGUGUAUUUUACUCAUACUUGAAAUUAAAAGAACAAGAAUGUCGAAAUGUUGUAUGGAUAUCUGAAUGCGUUUCUCAAAAACAUCGUGCCCGUAUGGACAAUUAUAUUCCAAUUUUCAAGUAAAAUAUUAUAAAUUGUCACAAAUUUUUUCUUUUUACUACCAUAAAUUAUAUUUUUUAUGGUAAUAUUAGAUUUUUUGACUAGAUAAUUUAGAAAAAAAAAAUCAUUGUUUUCAUCAUUCCAUUAAUGUUAGUAAGGCAGAAGAUUGUUAAUAGCUUUUAUUUUAAUUAUACUUGUUUUUGUUUUAUUUCCUUGAAUUUCAAAAAGUUUAAUUUUAUAAAACUCAUUAAAACAAAAUACAUAUAUUAUUUAUUUAAA